Syngnathoides biaculeatus (alligator pipefish) is the source of this 1366-nucleotide messenger RNA. RefSeq lists its product as uncharacterized. Lineage: Eukaryota; Metazoa; Chordata; Actinopteri; Syngnathiformes; Syngnathidae. Bases 89 to 1141 code for a protein of 350 amino acids. The record is from RefSeq and is a predicted model, not a curated record. The transcript is spliced from 3 exons. Gene Ontology annotation, molecular function: GTP binding.
CCCAUGCUGAAAUGUGGAAGAAGACCGCGGGCUGGCGAGUCAUCCUGCAAGAAUCAGGAAGCGUCGUCAACAACUGGUUCCUCGCUAAAUGGACGCAGACGGGCAACGGCUCGCCAUGUCCACUUCUCGUGCACAAGCAGAGUUGAGGCUGCUGGUGCUGGGCCGCGCCGGGGCAGGAGGGCGGUCGGCGGUCUGCAGCAUCUUGGGCCUCCCAGACAGCCUCCCGGCGCAGGAAAGCGACGAAAGCAGGGAGUGUCGCAAACUCAGAGGAGAAGCUGCAGGCAGACGGGUGCUGGUUGUCUCCAGUCCAGACUGGUUCGGUUCAGACUGCGAUGCAGACACAAGAAGAAGAUACAUCUCGUCCUCGAUUACUUUAACCAGCCCGGGGCCACACGCGUUUUUGUUGUGCGUCCCUGUGAACCAGCCAGCGGAUGUCGAGACCAAAACGCUUGAUGUCCUGGCGAUGCUGUUGGGCCCCUCGGCCAUCACCAAAAACACCAUCAUCGUCUUCACCAACAUGGACGAGCUAGAGGAGGACGAGAGGCUGGAGGAUUACCUGGCUACGUGGCGCAAGGAUCUCGGCGCGCUGGUGAAAAGAUGCGGCGGUCGAUAUCACGCCUUGACGACCUGCAGCGGGGAACAGGAGGAGAGCAAAGCUGUUGAGGAGAUGCUGGAGAAAGUUGAACAGGCGGUGGAAGAGAGCGAGGCUCCGCACUUCAGCUGUCCUUUGUACCAGGAGGUUAGUGAACGUGUGCGGAAGAGGCAAGAUGAAAUAGUGAGACGGAGGAGGCACGAAGCACAUGGGGAGGCCUCAUCUCUUGUGGACCCAGAUGUGACCGAUCAAGACAUGGAGGAGGUCCUUGAAGAGGCAGAAAGAACCAUAGGAGACUUAGAUUUGGACCUAGAUGAAGUUUUUCCCUCUUCUGUGAUCCCAGUUUCUUCUGCUGCCUCCCCUCUGGGUGUCCUCUGGGCGAAGUUGGUGGGAUGGUUGAAGUGGGUGCCCACCAUGGUGAGAAGGGAGGCCUUGUUCGGGGCUCUGGUCGGGCUCUUUGUCGGGGGGCCCGUCGGAGGCGUGCUGGGUGCCACUGUGGGAUCGGUGGCUACAGAGGUGACCAGGAGAAAAGCACAAAAGACAAAAUAAUAUACUGUAUUGAAUUGGAUUUAUGCAGUAUAUAAUGCUAAAAGAAUGCAGUAUGCCUUACAUUGCACCGAAAGUCCUUUCACUGUUUCAGCGUGAAGUACACAAAUGUAUUACCAUGGUAACGCCACCCUUGCAGAAUGCACACCAGCUUCUAACGACACGCAGUAUGAUGGUAUUGCUGUUUUAUCCGUGAUAAAACUGUUAAUAAAAGCAGUUACAGCUGGA